Molecule: messenger RNA, 1917 nt
Organism: Aureobasidium pullulans EXF-150
Lineage: Eukaryota; Fungi; Ascomycota; Dothideomycetes; Dothideales; Saccotheciaceae
Product: phosphatidate cytidylyltransferase
Exons: 3
Coding region: 233-1627 (464 amino acids)
Cellular component (GO): endoplasmic reticulum membrane
Molecular function (GO): phosphatidate cytidylyltransferase activity
Source: RefSeq, a predicted model, not a curated record
AGCUGGAAGCUGCCAACUCUUUCAAAUCGAACACGACUUCAUUCUACUUGGAUGCUUGUCUAGCCAUCCCUUCUGUCCUGUCGCCUCAUAACACCGACGCGACCCAAUCUCUCCGGCAACUUCUGUGUCGCACUUACGUCGAUCCGCCGACCUCCCUAGAAAUCUCGUACACCCUGCCGCAGCCUCCCGUCCGACUGCUCCCCGAUCGCUAUACCGCGACACCCUGUCCAAUAUGACGAAACCUAAGAAGGACGUCAAGUUCCAACACAAGGAAGCAAGAAGGCCCAGUAGAUCAUCCAAUGAUAGCCAGGAUGCAAGCGACUUGUCGAGUCCUACCCGGAACGAAAAGCUCUCAAAGCCCGAAGUAAGCCGUAACAUGUCCUACGACGGUGCCUGGACCGACGACGACAAGCCUCAGGAGCCCGUCCCCCAAAGCGAUUAUGAAAAGAAGAAGCAGACCUUCAUCACCAGAACCAUCUGGACCUUAAUCAUGAUCAUCUUCUUCUUCGUCGCAAUGUUCUCCGGUCACAUCUACAUCAUCAUCAUCGUCACUGCCAUCCAGAUCAUCUCUUUCAAGGAAGUCAUCGCCAUUUCAAACGUCCCCAGCAGGGCGCGCAAGCUCCGCUUUACAAAGACUCUCAACUGGUACUUCCUUGGAUCCACCAUGUACUUCUUGUACGGCGAGAGUGUCAUUUACUACUUCAAGCACAUCAUUCUGGUCGACAAGGUCCUGCUGCCUUUUGCUACCCACCACCGUUUCAUCAGCUUCAUGCUCUACGUUAUGGGCUUUGUCUUCUUCGUCGUCUCGCUUGAAAAGGGCCACUACAAGUUCCAGUUCCAGCAGUUCGCCUGGACUCACAUGGCUCUUUACUUGAUUGUCGUCCAGGCUCAUUUCAUCAUGAACAACAUCUUCGAGGGCAUGAUCUGGUUCUUCCUCCCGGCCGCUCUUGUCAUUACCAACGACAUCUUCGCCUACAUCUGUGGCAUCACCUUUGGUCGCACCCAACUCAUCAAGAUCAGUCCCAAAAAGACCGUCGAAGGUUUCGUUGGUGCUUGGGUUUUCACUAUCAUCUUCGCUUUCGGCCUGUCCAACAUCUUGAUGCGCUCCAAGUAUUUCAUUUGCCCUGUCAACAAUCUCGGCGCCAACAUCUUUACUGGUCUUGAGUGCGACGUCAACCCCGUCUUCCUCUCCCACACUUACCAGCUUCCCUUUAUUCCUCCUAACUGGUCUCACCUGCCUACCACUAUCACUGUCGCUCCUGUUCAGUUCCACAUCAUGAUCUUCGCUACCUUUGCUUCGUUGAUUGCUCCCUUCGGUGGCUUCUUCGCGUCUGGUCUCAAGCGUACUUUCAACAUCAAGGACUUUGGUGACUCCAUUCCCGGACAUGGCGGUAUGACCGACCGCAUGGAUUGUCAGUUCAUCAUGGGUUUCUUUGCAUACAUGUACUACCAGAGUUUCAUCGCCGUAUACAAGGCCUCCGUUGGCAGUGUCAUCGAGACCGCCAUUACUGGCCUUACCCCUGAACAACAGAUGGAAGUCGUCAAAGGUUUGAGCAAGCAUCUCGUCAACCAAGGCAUUAUCAACCCCCGGGUGCUCGAAUACCUUGGUGAGCAACUCAGGAGAUAGAUUUCUCGCCAAACCCCUUCAUCCACAAAAGUCACGACAAACUGGCCUUCUUCCCUUUCCCCCCAGUUUAAUGUAUAAAUACCCCUUUUGAUUUUCUUUUGAAGCGUGUCACCGCCGAUCUUCUCUUCUUUUUGUUUUCGAAUUUGGUGGUUCUAGAACGAACAGAUUUAGUAGAAUUUGCGCAACUCGACGUAUCAAUCUUCAAGCUUCUUGUCCUUGACAGACAUUCUCGCCUUGCGAGUACAGUUCAGUAUGUUUGCGCUACAUUGACCUCGUGUCAUCUCUGCUGC